AUGGAGCAGUCGGACAAGCUCGUCGGUGUCUUUCAGGGAUCCUGGCUGAGCGAAGACGGCGAGCACGUGGCCACCAUCGAAGGAUUUGAAAUCCAAUGGCCGGACGGCUCCUCGAAGCAGCUGGCUCUCGAUGAGACCGACGAGGAUCGCUUCACCUUCGAAUUGGAAGACCAGGUGUUCGGUGGACGGCUGGUAUCUGAAGAUCGGCUGGAGUUCACAGAUGGAGACGUCUGGAUUCGGUCCAGAAAGGUAGAAGCCAAGCCCAAACGGAAAUCCGCUCCUCGCAAGCCGCCCGUCCCACUUGAUGGAACGGAGCCCAUCAAGCCCAAACGGAAAGCGGCACCGCGUAAACGGAAAGCAGGACCGGCCGAAGAGAAGGCCAAAAAGUUCAAGGUCACCUCUAAGAACAAGGUUGGUAUCCUCUCAAAGCCGGAAAUCGAAGCCGAGGUGAAGACGUACUUGAUGCCCGGUGCUGUCUUCAUGGCCGAGGAGGAGUGGGUAGAUCCCAGGGACGAGCGCAAGUACUUCUUCAUCACCACGGAACAUGGCUGGGUACCCCAAUGUUCGCGAAAGGAUCCCUCGAAAGUUGUCGUGGAGGAGCAGAUAUCCAAAGCCAAGAGGGCGCGCAUGGAAGCCGAGCAAGCGGCAGCUGCAGCGGCUGCUCUGGAGGCCGAAAAAGCCGCCGAGGCAGCCGCCGCCAGAGGGGAGCCCGAAGCGGAGGAGGGCCCAGAGCAGCAGGCGGAGGAGAAAGUCGAGGAGGGCCUUGAGGAGACAGCCGCCGCUGCGGACGUGGCGCCAGAGGAGGCCGCGCCUCCCACGCCCAAGGUCCGCGCCAAGGCCAAGGCCAAGGCCGUGCCAGUGCCGAUCUCUAAAGAAGAGCUGGAGGACAAGGUGCUGGAAGAGGUGGAGGGCAUCGACGUCGAGGGGGAUCUCCUUCAGACCUUCGAGGGCCUCGUUGAGGAAGGUGAAAUCGCUGCUGCGUCCUGCGAGCAGUGCUGUCGCCUCAUGAAGCUGCCGCUGCAGAAGCUCAAGGCCAUGCUCAAGAGUGCUUGGCUGCCGGUGGAAGGGCCCCAGCAACGCCUAGCAGUCCGCCUGGUGCGGUUUCUCUCGGACCUUGGCCCCUGCGGUGAGGACGUCGCGCUCUUUGAGGCCGCCGGCCUCCCCACCGCCCCGCCCACGCGCCGGCUCCGGGGGAAGCACAAGGCCCCGCCCGCCCCGGUGCCAUCAAAGCCGCCGGCGCCGGUCAAGUCGGCACGGUUCUGGGGUUGGAAGCCGAGGGUAUCGAGACCGAAGAAGACACCGAAGGUGAUGACGGUCGAAGACCUGGUGGAUUCUGGAAAGAUCCCUGAGGAGUCUGCCGAGAGGUACGAGGCACUGUCCGGCGCAGACAUGUCGGAGCUUCAGGAGAUGGCUGAGUCCCUCGAGCUACAAAGCGAAGGCACACCGCAGCAGCUUGCCUUCCGAAUCGUCCGCCGCUUGGCUGGCCUGCCCCCCGCCAACGAUUCUGCACUCGGUAAGACGCCGAAGGCGCCCGUCCGAAAGGCAGCCGCGAAGCCGAAGCUUCGUGCAGGGAAGCUCGGAGGGGCCUCGCGGCUGCGGCAGAAAACUCCUCGUCGGGCUGCUGGGCGCGGCGGCAAAGCUGGACGAGGUCGCCGGGUCGCGGCACCGAAGCUGCGGAUGCCGAAGCCCGAUCUCGGGCCAAGCAAAGCAAAGCUGCGCGCCUUUCUCGUCAAUUUCCUGUCGGACGCAGAUGUGGAAAACACUACCAUCGGGCAGUUGAAGGAGGCUGCGAAGGAGGAGUUUGACCUGAUGACCGACGAGGCGAUCAGAAAUCUCCGGGAGCUGGCUGCUGUGGAGAUGCGGAAGCAACUUACGGCCAGGCGACGGAAGAAGCCGAGGAUGGAUGAGAUGGAGGAUCCUCCUCAGGAGCCAGGCCCCGAGGGUGAUCCAGAAGGGGAAGCCCAGGAGGCAGCCGAGGAGAACCAGGAGCCAGCGGAGCCCCCGGCUGCGGCAGCACCUGAAGCUGAAGCUCCAGAAGCCGCACAGGAUGAAGCAGGGCCCCCGCCGGAGAAGGAGAAGCCACAGGAAGAGGCACCGGACCACGAGGAAGAUUCGGAUUCGGACUCGUGCUCGAUCUCGCCCUUUGACAUGGCACUGCUCUCUUCGCCCGCUCCGGGCCUUCGCUCACCGGGGCCCUCCGGGCUCCGGUCUCCUGGUCCCGGCCAUCGCUCGCCGGCACCCCUGACGCCUGCGAAGCAGCCAGAAGGUUCCCCAAAGCAUGCGCCAUCCAAGUCCGGGCAGCGUGGUCUUGGUCGGGGCCGUGGCCGCGGCGAAGCGCCACCUAACGAAGGCGCCGCGGAGCCCUCGGCGCCGGAGGCUUCCUCGCAGCCGAAGGCCCCGGAAAAGGCGGUGGGCAAAGCCAAGGGGGAGACAAAGAAGACGAAGGCGACGUUGCCCAAAGUCAAGAAAGACCUUCCAACGAAGGCGUCGGAGACGAGCAAGCCCGCUUCUGCCGAAGAGCGCAAAGCCCAAGCGGAGGAAAAGAGGAGCCAAAACUCCUUCGUCUUCGUCUCCAGUGGAACAGGGCACAAGCUGGAAGACAACGUGGAUGACGAUCAGCAGCUCAUGAAGCUAGCGGAGCUGAGGCAGAAGGAGGCCGCCGAGCGACGGAGGCGUGCCAUGGAGACGGUCGUCUUUGAUGGCAUCCAGUCAACGCUGGCAAAGUUCGUCCAGCACAGCAUCGUCCAUGCGGACAAGCAUGCGCUGUUGCAGCAGGCCGGACAGCUGAACUGCAAGAUCAAAGUCCCAGCAGUGAUUUGGAGUUCCGAUUUGGAGAAUCGCCUUCGCAACUUCGUCGCCGGUUUCGGUGGCGGCUUGGCCCAAGACACUACAAAGGACAAGCCCAGCAAGCCCAGCAGGUCCAAGAAGUCUGAGAAGGUCCGCGCGCUGCGGGCCAAGUUGGCUGCGGCUAAAUCCAAGGUCAGCGCCGAAGUCGCCGAACAAGGGCAGAAGGACGCCGAAUCCGAAGCCGCCAAAGGUGAGGACCAGGCCGGAGCCAAAGCACUUGAAGCCGAGGAGACCGAGGCCGACGCCAAAGCAGCCGAAGCGCAAGAGACGCAGAAUGUAGCCGAGGCAGAUGGCAGAGCACCCGAAGCACCGGAGAUUCAGACGUCAGCCGAGGCCGACACAAAAGCUUCUGAAGCACCGGGGACCCAGACAUUAGAGGCCGAAGCACAAGCAGCCGAGACCGAGACGCAGCAGACACAGCCGGGGGAGGCCCAAGGCAAAGCCAGCGAGGCAGAGACGGAGCCUAAGGAGGCAAAAGCCGAAGCACCCGAGGCACAGCAGACAAAGCCUGCGGAGGCCGAAUCCAAGGCAUCCGAAGCACCAGAGGAGCUUCCUGAGAAGGCAGAAGCCAAUCCACCAGAAGCACAGACCCAGCUCGUCGAGGCCGAAGCCAAAGCACCCGAAGUACAGGAGGCGCAACUGGUGAAGGCCGAUGUCAAGGCAACCGAAGCAGAGAAGCCUCAGGAGGAGAUCGCGAAUGCAGUUGCCAGACUUCUCGAAGAAGGCGCCAUCCCGACCACACCGGGGCAGAUCCCUGGCACUCCACAGUUUCUGGGGGUGAAGCCGGCGGGGAACGAAGCCCCCGGUGCAAUUGUGGCCGCCGGACAUGCAGUGCAGCGCGCUUAUGCCGGACCCGUGUCCAAGUGGAUGAUCACCUUGGAUGCACCUGCUUUGCAGCACUACGUCUUCAAGCAUCCUCAGGUGGUGGACAUGACGGACCUGAAGUUCAAGAAGUUCGCCGAGUCCUUCACAGCAAAGGCAGACCUGAAAGAGGUGAAGAUCAGCGAUUUUCUGGCGUCCAUCAACCGUCGCUUCGGGGAACAGCUGGCGGAAAGGAAGCCUCGUAUCAUCCGAAUGCUGAAGGAACUUCUGCAAAAGAGGGUGGAUGAAGAGGAGGCGGCAAAGCGGGCAAAGGAAGAGCAAGAAGGGAUGGAAGAGCAGGAGGAGCCAGAGGAGGUGCAGGCCAAGCCCAAGGGCAAAGCCAAGGGCAAGGCCAAGGGCAAGGCGAAGCCAAAGCCGAAGCCAGCCGCGAAGAGCAUGGAGCCCCAGAAAGAGCGGAAGAAUGUCUCUACAUCCGGGUCUUCAAAGAAGAAUGCGGUUCCCGAGGAGGAUCCGGAAUAUGUCCUCUUCCAGGACGACAAGGAUCUGAAAUGGGUCGUGCGCGUCCUGGCACCCUUCGGAAUGACCGAGGGCGGCGGGAUGGUGAUCAAGCCUCCGGUCAGCCAGGCUGUUCCACUCAUGAAGAGCCUCAAACAACUGUCGACAUGGCUCUCCCUGAAGCAGCAUCUUCAAGAGACGAAGCUUGGACGGGUGGUCAACGCCCUCCGACGUCAUCCCGAUUCAGAGGUGGCGGCGCUGGCACGGGAGUUGAUGGAGAGCUGGAAAGAGACCUGCCAGCAGCAGCUGCGAGAUCGUGCUUCUGGCCAGGCAAGCCAGCCGGCAUUGACGGAAGAAGGCGCGGAAGAGGGCGCGGAAGAGUGA
Molecule: messenger RNA, 4548 nt
Organism: Symbiodinium sp. CCMP2592
Lineage: Eukaryota; Dinophyceae; Suessiales; Symbiodiniaceae
Source: the annotation of a GenBank genome assembly